Molecule: messenger RNA, 4313 nt
Organism: Hyla sarda
Lineage: Eukaryota; Metazoa; Chordata; Amphibia; Anura; Hylidae
Gene: CFP
Product: complement factor properdin
Exons: 10
Coding region: 16-1467 (483 amino acids)
Source: RefSeq, a predicted model, not a curated record
UGGGGCAAGUGGCCAAUGGCUUCAUACUCCAUUGUAGCUUUCACCUGCGUGUAUGUCCUAAGGAUAUUUGAACAGUUCAAAGACGCUCUUGUUUGCUCAGGAAUCCUGGACAAUUGCCUUCAAUCCUUUGAUGCUAGCGACCUCCAGCUGUUUCACCCCUCGCCUCAGGGCUGGAAAGGAGCCGAUGGCGUCCUUUGCUUUUCUGAGGUGGAUGAGGGGACCGGAGAAUGUGCGGACUAUCUCGGAGAUGGAGUGUCAGAAGAGGAAUGCUGCCUGAACAUUAAAUACGCCUUUAAGGCGGAUGAACAUUCCCCAUGUGUGGGCUGUCGCCCGGCCGAGUGGUCUCAGUGGAGCGAGUGGUCUGCAUGUACGGUGUCAUGUCAGGAAGGUAUUCAGGAAAGACAGAGGAUCUGCAUAGGACAAGGGGACUGUCAAGGAGAGAAAGUGGAGGUCCAGUCUUGUAGCCUUCAAGACUGCUGUCCUGAGAAAGGAGGUUGGUCCUCAUGGUCCUCAUGGUCCUCAUGCUCCGUUACAUGUCAGGUUGGACAAAGGCAACGGACCAGAGAAUGCAACAAUCCUCCCCCGUCCUGUAAUGGUGAAUGCAUCGGGCACCCUAUAGAGGUCGAAAAAUGUGACACGCAACAAAUUUGUCCAACUCAUGGCUCUUGGGGUAACUGGGGGCCAUGGAAUCCAUGUUCCUCUAGCUGCACUAAAGAAGGUUCUGGGAUUUUCCCAGUUCAAAGUCGUUUUCGAGAGUGUAAUAACCCCCCACCCUCAACAAUCCCGCCCGGAAAACCAUGUGAGGAAAGUAGGCAGGAUACCAGAGAGUGUCGAGAUGUUCCCUUCUGUGAAGUCGAUGGACAGUGGGGGUCAUGGCAGGCCGACUCGGAUUGUUCUGUGACCUGCGGCGUUGGGCGGACAAGACAGAAAAGGCUUUGUAACAACCCAGCUCCCCGCAACGGAGGAAAAGAUUGUGCGGGACCUUCGAUCAAACAGAUCAUCUGCAAUACAAAAAAACCUUGUCCUAUCGAUGGGAAGUGGACCGAGUGGAACGAGUGGUCCCCGUGCGCCCGUUUGCAAAAAGAUAUUAUUAGAUGUAAACAACGAGUUGGAAACCAGUUCAGACAUCGGACGUGUGAGGGCCAGGCCCAUGAGGGGAAAUGGUGUGAGGGGAAGCACCGGGAAAGCCGCGGCUGCUAUGACAUAAAUGGAUGUGGCGUUUCAGGAUCCUGGACAGAAUGGAGCUCAUGGGGACUGUGUUCAGCCCCGUGUGGACAAUCUACGAAAUCAAGAUACAGGGAGUGUUCACCGAAAUACCCCGACUAUCCGGACAUCGUGGAAGGAGCCGUUAGGGCUGUAGAAGUAUUUUUCUGGGGAACUCCCAAACCAAAAUGUGAUCCCAUCAAUGGGGAAGCUUUAAAAAUAGAGGAGACAAAAGAGUGUAAAAAUCUUCCGGAAUGCUCUUAAGACUUAUCCUGCGGACUUCCAUCCCAAAUAAAAAUAUCCAAAAAGAAAGUAAGGAAGCUGCACUCACCCACGAGAUUCUUGCCAGGGAAAUAGCUUUAUUGUACAGUGAUCCCUCAACUUACAAUGGCCUCAACAUACAAUAGUUUCAACAUACAAUGAUCUUUUCUGGACCAUUGUAAGUUGAAACCAGACUCAACAUACAAUGUACAGACAGUCCAGAUCUGCAAAACCAUUCAAUGGCCGGAAGAACCUACCAAUCAGAAUGGACAUUCACUGGUAAAACCCCUGUAUUACUGAAGCGUAUGCACUGACUGGUGUCUGGUAGCGCCCCCUACAGGACAGGGAGGUAUUACAUGUUCUGUACUCUUUACCUGUAUUACUGAAGCGUAUGCACUGACUGGUGUCUGGUAGCGCCCCCUACAGUACAGGGAGGUAUUACAUGUUCUGUACUCCUUUACCUGUAUUACUGAAGUGUAUGCACUGACUGAUGUCUGGUAGUGCCCCCUAGAGUACAGGGAGGUAUUACAUGUUCUGUACUCUUUACCUGUAUUACUGAAGCAUAUGCACUGACUGCUGUCUGGUAGCGCCCCCUACAGUACAGGGAGGUAUUACAUGUUCUGUACUCUUUACCUGUAUUACUGAAGCAUAUGCACUGACUGGUGUCUGGUAGCGCCCCCUACAGUACAGUGAGGCAUUACAUGUUCUGUACUCUUUACCUGUAUUACUGAAGUGUAUACACUGACUGGUGUCUGGUAGCGCCCCCUUCAGUACAAGGAGGUAUUACAUGUUCUGUACUCUUUACCUGUAUUACUGAAGUUUAUGCACUGACUGGUGUCUGGUAGCAUCUCCUACAGUACAGGGAGGUAUUACAUGUUCUGUACUCUUUACCUGUAUUACUGAAGCAUAUGCACUGACUGCUGUCUGGUAGUGCCCCCUACAGUACAGGGAGGUAUUACAUGUUCCGUACUCUUUACCUGUAUUACUGAAGUGCAUACACUGACUGGUGUCUGGUAGCGCCCCCUACAGUACAGGGAGGUAUUACAUGUUCUGUACUCUUUACCUGUAUUACUGAAGUGCAUGCACUGACUGGUGGCUGGUAGCGCCCCCUACAGUACAGUGAGGCAUUACAUGUUCUGUACUCUUUACCUGUAUUACUGAAGUGUAUACACUGACUGGUGUCUGGUAGCGCCCCCUUCAGUACAAGGAGGUAUUACAUGUUCUGUACUCUUUACCUGUAUUACUGAAGUUUAUGCACUGACUGGUGUCUGGUAGCAUCUCCUACAGUACAGGGAGGUAUUACAUGUUCUGUACUCUUUACCUGUAUUACUGAAGUGCAUACACUGACUGGUGUCUGGUAGCACCCCCUACAGUACAGGGAGGUAUUACAUGUUCUGUACUCUUUACCUCUAUUACUGAAGUGCAUACACUGACUGGUGUCUGGUAGCGCCCCCUACAGUACAGGGAGGUAUUACAUGUUCUGUACUCUUUACCUCUAUUACUGAAGUGUAUGCACUGACUGGUGUCUGGUAGCGCCCCCUACAGUACAGGGAGGUAUUACAUGUUCUGUACUCUUUACCUGUGCCAGGGCUAGCUGCUCCUUUGGACACCAGGUGAGAGCGGCUCCAUGUUACUUUUUUAGGACACUGUGUACUGUACAGGACCUUGAAGAAGCUCCUGUCCUCUACAUAGACCAGUGUUUCCCAACUAGGGUGCCUCCAGCUGUUGCAAAACUACAACUCCCAGCAUGCCCGGACAGCCGAAGGCUGUCCGGGCAUGCUGGGAGUUGUAGUUUUGCAACAGCUGGAGGCUCCCUGCUUGGGAAACACUGACAUAGACCGUGAUUUACAGCUCCCAGCAGAUCUUUCUUACUUUUAUAUAUAAGGAUUUGCUUUAUCUAUAUUAGUUAUCUACUUAAUUUUUCUUUAAUUUUCACUUCUUCCUAUUUUUGGAUGACAUUUUGGGGCUUCAGAACCAAUUACCAAGUUUCCAUAGAGUUAUGGUCUCAACAUACAAUGGUCUCAACAUACAAUGGUCAUCCCGGGAACCAAUUAAUAUUGUAACUUGAGAGACCACUGUAAUGUCUUCCAAAAAGGCAAACAGGAGUCGAAUGAGCGGGAAGCAGGAGACGAAGCUCUGGGGUGCGGGGGCGUACCACUAGAUGUGUGUUGCUCUAUUAAAGAUGUGUGAAGAAACACGAAAGAUUCUGCAGCUAUAAGUGAGUGCCGGGACUUCAUUCUACUUACUACAUUCGUUUUUUGGUCUUCGAGCUCCACCUGAUAUACACAAGUGCCGACUCCAUCAGAGCGCGUACCACUGACCGGAAGAAGAGUCUUCAUGACGUGAAACUAGUCGCCAUCUAGUGGUACGCCCCGCACCCGAGAGCAUCGUCUCUCGCUCCCCGCUCAUUCGACUCCUGUUUGCCUUCUUGGAAGACACUUCAAUAAAGCAAUUUCCAUGGCAAGAAUCUCCUGGGUGAGUGCAGUGUUCUUACCUUCUCUUUGGAUUUUUUCGUGUGAAUAUCUACUGUGGAUGCUAGCGCCCCCUUUCAGCUACGGAGGUGUUGUGGACGCCACGGGUGCCGUGCCUGAUUGCCGCAGUGUCUUUUGUUCCUCUCCGUCCCAAAUUGUUGAUCCAAUUUAUAUUAUUUCUGUCUUCAUGCCGGGGGGGGACUUUUAUUCCUAAGAAAGCAAUGGAAUAUCAUACACAACCGCCAUAUCAUGAUGCUUUUAUGUAUGUGCCCCCCCCCCCCCCCGCGUCUGCACCGACAUUAUAAUCCUGUCAUUUUGUCAAAGUUGCUGGAAUUUGAUGUAUAAAACAAAAAAGUCUUUUUCGCAAACACAAAUCUC